AACUCAUUAUGUAACUCCAGUAUAAAACAUCCUGUGACUGUCGGGUCACGUUCAGCAAGCACAGGGAGAGGAGACGCUGGAAUCGGACAGAUCAUUCCUCCUACUCGGGGCGAGCAGGAACAUAACAGCAGGGGCUGGCCUUUCUGUUUUUGCUCACUAAUUUGGUCUGAGGGUUUCUAAGCGAAGAAAUGGAUUUUAUCGUGCCUCCCACCAUGACAACUGGUGGUAUCCAGUGGGAGAAAGUUUUACCUCCGCGGCUGAACGGGUCCCAUGGUUAUUAUAACUGGUCGCCUUCAUUAUUGAUUCCAGAGACUGAUAAUGUCAGUUCUGCAGAGGUCCACUGUGAUGACAUCGGAUUUACGGUUCAAGUUGAUGUAAAGCAGUUCAACCCAGAGGACCUGCUGGUCAAAGUCGUGGGGGACUUUGUAGAAGUGCAAGGAAAACACAAAGAACUGAAGAAGGAGGGCCACGGCUUUACAACGCUGCAGUUUAACCGCCGCUACCGAAUCCCAAAGGGAGUGAACAUCAUGGCGUUGGAGUCAGCAGUCUCCCCGGAAGGCAUCCUCAUCAUAUCAGCGCCAAUGUUGCAGACUGAAAGCACCAGAUGCCUGACUUAGCACACAAGCCUCUGCCAUCUUCACCAUAUAAGAAAAUAAAAGAGCAGCGGCCUUUCUAAACACACAGACACAAACAGA
This is a messenger RNA of Fundulus heteroclitus (mummichog), 695 nucleotides long. It is a transcript of the gene hspb6, whose product is annotated as heat shock protein, alpha-crystallin-related, b6. Gene Ontology annotation, biological process: response to heat; protein refolding. NCBI's taxonomy places the organism in Eukaryota, Metazoa, Chordata, Actinopteri, Cyprinodontiformes, Fundulidae. Gene Ontology annotation, molecular function: protein folding chaperone. The transcript has 4 exons. The coding region runs from base 189 to 617 and encodes 142 amino acids. The record is from RefSeq and is a predicted model, not a curated record.